Sphaeramia orbicularis (orbiculate cardinalfish) is the source of this 2148-nucleotide messenger RNA. RefSeq names its product general transcription factor IIE, polypeptide 1, alpha (gene gtf2e1). Gene Ontology annotation, biological process: transcription initiation at RNA polymerase II promoter. Bases 207 to 1547 code for a protein of 446 amino acids. Lineage: Eukaryota; Metazoa; Chordata; Actinopteri; Kurtiformes; Apogonidae. The transcript is spliced from 6 exons. Gene Ontology annotation, cellular component: transcription factor TFIIE complex. The record is from RefSeq and is a predicted model, not a curated record.
UCCGGGGUUCUCGUGAACAAGUAAUUCAAAUCAACGCAUUAGCUAACAAGAUAGCAUUCAUAUAUGACAAAAAAACAAAAGUGCAAAUCUGUCCUGUGAGUUUUAGUGGUGUUUGUCGGAGGCAAAAUUGCGUGUGGUCUGAAAUGACUUAAGGAGACGGAAGAUUUACCUUCUUACUGGUGGAACUUGUAGAAAACCGGCAGAAGAUGAUAGAACCAGAGUUACUGACCGAGGUCCCUGCAGCCCUCAAGCGGCUUGCCAAGCAGGUUGUGAGGGGUUUCUAUGGUGUGGAGCAUGGCCUAGCCCUGGAUGUACUGAUCCGUAACCCAUGUGUGCGUGAAGAGGACAUGCUGGAGCUGCUCAAGUUUGAUCGUAAACAGCUGCGUUCAGUGCUGAACACCCUGAAGGGGGACAAGUUUGUCAAGUGCCGAAUGAGAGUGGAGACGGCCCCUGAUGGCAAGACGACACGACACAACUAUUACUUCAUCAACUACAGGGUGCUGGUCAAUGUAGUCAAGUACAAAUUGGAUCACAUGCGACGGCGCAUUGAAACAGAUGAGCGAGACUCCACUAACCGUGCAUCCUUCCGCUGCCCCUGUUGCUUCUCCACCUUCACUGACCUGGAGGCCAACCAGCUGUUUGACCCAAUGACAGGUACGUUUCGCUGCACCUUCUGCCAAACGGAGGUGGAGGAGGAUGAGUCUGUGUGUCCUGAUGCCAGGACGCUGGUAGCGCGCUUCAACGAGCAGAUCGAACCCAUUUAUGCGCUGCUACGAGAAACUGAAGACGUCAAUUUGUCCCAUGACCUGCUGGAGCCUGAACCUACUGAAAUCCCAGCCCUCAAACAAAGCCGUGAACGUUCUGCAGCAUCUGGAGGUGCUGCGAGCGGCCCACACCGCGAAGCCUGGUCAAACAAAGGUUCGUCCUACGCAGACCUGUACACCCAGAAUGUGGUCAUCAGCAUGGAGGAGCAGGACGAGCUACAGAAACAGGCCAGCGAGGGCAAAGCGCCCAAAGAGAGGCCCAUCUGGCUGACCCAGAGCACCGUGCAGGGGGCAGACAGCGAAACGGACAUCCUCAAAAACCGUGCAGAGGCUGGAUCUGGAGCUCAGGACGGAGCAGCCGCUCAUGGAGCUGCUCAGGUGGAUGAAAACGAGGAGGUGAUGCGAACCCUGCUCAUCCAUGAGAAGAGGGGCGUGGCGGGUCCGGGCGGAAGCGGGGGCGGAGCCAACGCGGCCGCCAGAGGCCUGACCUCGGCCACGGCCAACGCCAGCGACUCAGAAAGCGACACCAGCGAAUCAGAUGACGACUCUCCUUCAGGUCCUCCCGCCGCCGCCGCCGUUCAGCACCGCGUGGACGAGGAGGAGGAGGACGACGAUGACGAGUUCGAGGAGGUGGGGGACGAGCCCAUGGUGAUGGUGGGGGGGCGGCCUUUCUCGUACGGGGAGGUGAGCCAGAGGCCGGAGCUGGUGGAGCAGAUGUCAGCACAGGAGAAGGAGGCCUACAUCGAAAUGGGACGGAACCUGUUCCAGGACAUGUACUUCUGAAAAUACAAGCUUGAAUGGUUUUUGUGGAGUGGCUUUCCCAUUUCUAUCCUUGUCCUUUCACUCUGUAUCAGUAUCGGAGGAAACGCUCAGAAACACAGUUUGUCGAGCUAAACCUGCUGCUGCUUCAGAUGCGUUUCCAGUCGGCUUCGUGUUCCUCCUCUGGACCAAGCACCUGCUCUGACAGUGUUGAAUAAGUGCUCUGUUAGUAUUCUGUUCCAAGUAUUUUCUACAGUUGACAGACUAAAAGGAGCCAGACCAGAGUGCCAAUAGUUUCCUUUUUGUAUAGAUUCUUUUUGCAGCCAUCGGUCUACAACAGCCACAUUUCAGUCCAUUUUUACGGUCAUCUGACACACAAGCAUUUCUCUAACCUUCAACCUUCAGCCAGUCAUAUUCCCAGAACUACUCUGAAGUGGAAUGGUCCCUUUCUGCCUCAGGCUCAUGAAUAUGUCCAGUUUAUCUGAUCACAUGCAGGAUUUGAAAGCUGAACUCAGGUCAAUGUGGACCAGUGGAACCAGGAAGAUGUGGGUACAUUCUUGUGGGUUACACGAAAACAUUUGCUAUUGAGAGCAACAUGUAAUAAAGAUACUGCUUUAGAGUGUAA